CCCAUGGCCUUCAAUGACCUCCUACAGCAGGUGGGGGGCGUCGGCCGCUUCCAGCGGAUUCAGGUCACCCUGGUGGUCCUCCCCCUGAUCCUGUUGGCCUCCCACAACACGCUGCAGAACUUCACUGCCGCCAUCCCCACCCACCACUGCCGCCAACCUGCCGACGCCAACCUCAGCAAGGAUGGGGGGCUAGAGGCCUGGCUGCCCCGGGACGGGCAGGGGCAGCCUGAGUCCUGCCUUCGCUUCACCUCCCCACGGUGGGGACCACCCUCUGCCAAUGGCACAGAGGCCAACAUCACAGGGGCCACAGAGCCCUGCACCGAUGGCUGGAUCUACGACAACAGCACCUUCCCUUCCACCAUCGUGACUGAGUGGGACCUCGUGUGCUCUAACAGGGCCUUACGUCAGCUGGCUCAGUCCUUGUACAUGGUGGGGGUGCUGCUUGGAGCCAUGGUGUUCGGGUACCUGGCAGACAGGCUGGGCCGCCGGAAGAUACUGAUCUUAAACUACCUGCAGACAGCGGUGUCUGGGACCUGCGCGGCCUUCGCACCCAACUUCCCCAUCUACUGCACUUUCCGGCUCCUCUCUGGCAUGUCGCUGGCUAGCAUAGCCCUCAACUGCAUGACACUGAAUGUGGAGUGGAUGCCCAUCCACACCCGGGCCUGUGUGGGCACGCUGACUGGCUAUGUCUACAGCCUGGGCCAAUUCCUCCUGGCUGGCGUGGCUUACGCCGUGCCCCACUGGCGCCAUCUGCAGCUGCUGGUUUCCCUGCCUUUCUUCGUCUUCUUCAUCUACUCCUGGUUCUUCAUCGAGUCUGCUCGCUGGUACUCCUCCUCUGGGAGACUAGACCUCACCCUGAGGGCCCUGCAGAGGGUGGCCCAGAUCAAUGGGAGGCAGGAAGAAGGAGCCAAUCUAAACAUGGAGGUGCUCCAGGCCAGUCUGCAGAAGGAGCUGACCACAGGCAAAGGCCAGGCCUCGGCCCUGGAGCUGCUGCGCUGCCCUGCCCUUCGCCACCUCUUCCUCUGCCUCACCAUGCUGUGGUUUGCCACUAGUUUCGCCUACUAUGGGCUGGUCAUGGACCUGCAGGGCUUUGGGGUCAGCAUCUACCUAAUCCAAGUGAUCUUUGGCGCUGUGGACCUGCCUGCCAAGCUUGUGAGCUUCCUUGUCAUCAACUUCCUGGGUCGCCGACCUGCCCAGAUGGCCUCACUGCUGCUGGCAGGCAUCUGCAUUCUGGUCAAUGGGGUGCUACCCCAGGACCAGACCAUUGUUCGAACCUCCCUUGCUGUGCUGGGGAAGGGUUGCCUGGCUGCCUCCUUCACCUGCAUCUUCCUCUAUACUGGGGAGGUGUAUCCCACAAUGAUGCGGCAGACGGGCUUGGGCAUGGGCAGCACUAUGGCCCGAGUGGGCAGCAUCGUGAGCCCGCUGAUAAGCAUGACCGCCGAGCUCUACCCCUCCAUGCCUGUCUUUAUCUACGGUGCCGUCCCCGUGGCUGCCAGCGCUGCCAUCACCUUCCUGCCGGAGACCCUGGGCCAGCCACUGCCUGACACGGUGCUAGACGUGGAGAACAGGUAGGCUCCUGCAUGCCACUCACACCCAGGGUACCACCCCUCUGCCCCCAGGAGGAGAGGGACACCGAGGCGACAGCAGCAGGAGCAGCAGAAGCAGAUGGUCCCACUCCAAGCCUCUGCACAAAAGAAGAACGGACUCUGAGGACUGA
Loxodonta africana (African savanna elephant) is the source of this 1717-nucleotide messenger RNA. RefSeq names its product solute carrier family 22 member 6 (gene SLC22A6). Gene Ontology annotation, biological process: transmembrane transport. The transcript is spliced from 10 exons. The record is from RefSeq and is a predicted model, not a curated record. NCBI's taxonomy places the organism in Eukaryota, Metazoa, Chordata, Mammalia, Proboscidea, Elephantidae. Gene Ontology annotation, cellular component: membrane.